Helianthus annuus (common sunflower) is the source of this 1531-nucleotide messenger RNA. Its product is annotated as nudix hydrolase 19, chloroplastic. The transcript has 7 exons. The record is from RefSeq and is a predicted model, not a curated record. Gene Ontology annotation, molecular function: metal ion binding; NADH pyrophosphatase activity. Lineage: Eukaryota; Viridiplantae; Streptophyta; Magnoliopsida; Asterales; Asteraceae. Gene Ontology annotation, biological process: NAD+ catabolic process; NADP+ catabolic process. Gene Ontology annotation, cellular component: cytosol. The coding region runs from base 135 to 1310 and encodes 391 amino acids.
UUGAAUACAAACAUAUACCCAUGUUCCAUUUCUUCUUCAAAUUCAAUCAUCCUCUUUUUCUUCAACAAAAUUCACCUAAAAACCCUAUAAAUUCAUAAAAAGAUUCAAUUUUGACAAACACCCAAUUCACAACAAUGUCAAUAAACCUCAAAUCACCAGUUUUUGCAGGCAAUCCAAUAAGAUCAAAAACCCCCAAAUCAACCGACCCAUUUUCACCGACACCGGCCUUUGAAACCCUAAAGAUUUUAAUUUCAAACCAAACCCACAUCCAAGAUUCAUCUUCUUUAACUUUCAAGAUCUUACCUUUCAGAAAGGGGCGACCUUUAGCUAGAUCAACAGGUGAUUUGGUGAAAAAAUGGCAUCUGGGUUGGUUGAGUUUUGAUGAAUUUAAGGAUGUUUUGGAAGGGUCAGAGGUUGUUUUGAGUGAAGAUUUGUUGGUUUAUUUGGGGUAUGAAAAUGAGGGAGAUGAAAAGACUCAAAAGAGUGUUGUGUAUUGGGGGGUUGAUGUGAGUUUAGGGGAUAGUUUGGUGCAGAAGUUUGGUGGUCAACAGCUUUGUUUUGUGCAGUUGACUACUUUGAUGGUGGCUACUGAUUGGGCUGAUGAGAAGACUAUGGGUCAACUUGCAAUUGCUGGUCAUGCAAGAGCGCUACUAGAAUGGCAUAGUACAUCUCGGUUUUGUGGAUCGUGUGGUGAAAAGUUAAUUCCCAUUGAAGCUGGUAGAAGAAAGCAAUGUAUAAACACAUCCUGCAAAAAGAGAAUAUACCCGCGAGUUGAUCCAGUUGUAAUUAUGUUGGUCAUCGAUAAAGAGAACGACCGUGUACUUCUUAGUAAACAGUCAAGAUUUGUGCCUAGAAUGUGGAGUUGCCUUUCGGGUUUUAUUGAGCCCGGAGAAAGCUUGGAAGAGGCGGUGAGGAGAGAAACAUGGGAGGAAACCGGCAUUGAAGUUGGUGAAGUUGUUUAUCAUAGUUCUCAACCAUGGCCUGUUGGAAGUAGUAGCAUGCCAUGCCAGCUAAUGGUAGGAUUUUUAGCAUACGCCACAUCAGUCGAUAUAAACGUGGACAAGAAAGAAUUAGAAGAUGCGGAAUGGCAUAGUAGAGAAGACGUGAAGAGAGCGUUGACUAUGACCGAAUAUGGAAAAGCACAAAAGACAGCUGCAUCAAAGGUUGACCAAAUCUGCAAAGGGGUUGAAAAGGGUCAAAAUCUUGCUGCGGAUUUUGGUGUUGAAAGUGGAGAGCUUCUGACCAUGUUUGUUCCUGGGCCUUUCGCAAUCGCUCAUCAUCUCAUUUCAUCAUGGGCUCAUCAGGUUUAAUCAACUUGAUGUUUCCGAGCGUGUUCUAUUGGAGUACGAGUUGAUCCCUAUGUGACCGAUAUAGAGCUCAUAAAGUUCCCUUACGUUAUGCUAUGUCCAGUUUUUUUACUUGUAAACUUUAUGUUAAAGUUGUAUAUGAAAGAACUUAAAACAUGUAAUCCUUAUUGUUCUUUUCAGUCACAGAAAAAAUGAAAAUGCACACACAAGGUGCAAUACUGCAA